AUGGCAUCACGGGUGGUGUUCUCCAACAGGAUCCCGCUGGCGCGCGCCAUGGAGAACCUCCUGGCCGCGUCCUCCGGGUCGGCUCUCAGGCCGGCUGCCGUCGCCGGCGGCGUCCGCGGGUACAACGCCGGCGCGCCCCUCCGGAGCUACGACCGGGACGAGGCGGUCGAGCGCAGCCCCCGCAGCGGCGCGCGCGAGCGCGACGUCGGCGUGCCCAGCUUCUUCUCAGAUGUGUUCCGUGACCCGUUCAGCGCGCCGCAGAGCCUGGGCCGGCUGCUGAGCAUGCUGGACGACGUGGCGGCGGCGUCCACCGACGGCGCGGCGCGGGCGGCGCCGCUCCGGCGCGGGUGGAACGCGAGGGAGGACGCGGACGCGCUGCGGCUGAGGGUGGACAUGCCGGGGCUGGGCAAGGAGCACGUGAAGGUGUGGGCGGAGCAGAACAGCCUGGUGAUCAAGGGCGAGGGCGAGAAGGAAUCGGACCGGGAGGGCGCCGACGCGCCGAGGUACAGCGGCCGGCUCGAGCUCGCCGGGGACGUGUACCGGAUGGACCAGAUCAAGGCCGAGAUGAAGAACGGCGUGCUCCGGGUGGUCGUGCCCAAGGUCAAGGAGGAGGAGCGCAAGGACGUCUUCGAGGUCAAAGUGGACUAG
Molecule: messenger RNA, 648 nt
Organism: Triticum turgidum subsp. durum (durum wheat)
Lineage: Eukaryota; Viridiplantae; Streptophyta; Magnoliopsida; Poales; Poaceae
Source: the annotation of a GenBank genome assembly